GCAGUCGGGCCCUGGUCGCCACGGUAACGCGCGCGGGGCGGGAGUCCCAUCAUGAGCAUCCGGGGGUCGCGGGCCGCGUGGGCCUGGGGUCUGGGCGCUCGCUGCCGCCGCGGCGCCUCGAGCUUCCCGCUGCCCCCGCCGGGCGCCGCGGACGUGGCGAAGCUGCUGCGAGAAGCGACGGCGGCGGAGGAGGAGCCCCCGCCGGCUCCGGCGCGGCGAAUGCCGGGCCAGUCCUCGGUGCUGCUCUUCCCGGGCCAGGGCAGCCAGGUGGUGGGCAUGGGCCGCGCUCUGCUCGGCUACCCGCGCGUCCGCGAGCUCUACGCCGCCGCACAACGCGUGCUGGGCUACGACCUGCUGGAGCUUAGCCUGCACGGGCCGCAGGAGGAACUGGACCGCACCGUCCACUGCCAGCCCGCCAUCUUCGUGGCUUCUCUGGCCGCGGUGGAGAAACUCCACCACCUACAGCCCGCGGUUAUUGAGAAUUGUGUUGCUGCUGCUGGAUUCAGUGUGGGAGAAUUUGCAGCCCUAGUGUUUGCCGGAGCCAUGGAAUUUUCUGAAGGUUUGUAUGCAGUGAAGGUCCGAGCUGAGGCCAUGCAGGAAGCCUCAGAAGCUGUCCCCAGUGGGAUGUUGUCUGUCCUUGGCCGGCCCCAGUCCAAGUUCACCCUUGCCUGUUUGGAAGCCCGGGAACACUGCAAGUCUCUGGGCAUAGAGAGCCCCGUGUGCGAGGUGUCCAACUACCUCUUUCCUGAUUGCAGGGUGAUCUCAGGACACGUCGAGGCUCUGCAGUUUCUCCAGAAAAAUUCCUCUAAGUUUUACUUCAGACGCACCAAGAUACUGCCGGUGAGUGGGGCAUUCCACACCCGCCUCAUGGAGCCAGCCUUGGAGCCCCUAGCGCAAGUUUUAAAGACAAUUGACUUGAAGAAGCCUCUGGUUUCCGUCCACUCCAAUGUCAACGGGAACAGAUACAUGCAUCCCAAACACAUCCAGAAGCUGCUGGUCCAGCAAGUGGUCUCCCCAGUGAAGUGGGAGCAGACCAUGCAUGCCAUAUACGAGAGGAAAAAGGGCACCGAGUUCCCCAGGACGUUUGAGGUGGGCCCUGGGCAGCAGCUGGGCACCAUCCUGAGAAGCUGUAACCUGCAGGCCUGGAAGUCCUACAGUGCCAUGGAUGUGCUGCAGGCCAGCGAGCACCUGGACCCUGAGGCAUCUCCAUGAUGACUGCUGGGGUUAAAUGGGGUGACCCCGUCUGUCCUCCCCAGUAGGGGCUGUGGGCUGUGCCUGCCCCACCCUCCCUCCCUGACGGCUCCUCUGAGGAGUAAUAGAGCGGUUUUUUGCAAUGUGCUUUGAAGACCACAGAAAAAGCACUAAAAGUGAGUGUUUCUUUA
This is a messenger RNA of Carlito syrichta (Philippine tarsier), 1382 nucleotides long. It is a transcript of the gene MCAT, whose product is annotated as malonyl-CoA-acyl carrier protein transacylase. Gene Ontology annotation, molecular function: transferase activity. Lineage: Eukaryota; Metazoa; Chordata; Mammalia; Primates; Tarsiidae. Bases 52 to 1212 code for a protein of 386 amino acids. The record is from RefSeq and is a predicted model, not a curated record. The transcript is spliced from 4 exons.